AUGUCUGGCGACGGAAGAGUCAAGUUGACAAGCACCGGCCCAACCUCAGCGAGGCGCGGCAUUCGGUUCUGGCUGAUCAUCCUUGCCGUCUGCAUGUUUGUCUUUCUCUCUGCACUGGAGUUUAGCGCAGUCGCCACUGCGCUGCCUACCAUCACACAUGACCUCAAUGGCGGCAAAUUUGUGUGGAUCGCGUCUGCGUAUGGCCUUGCGUCGACGGUGUUCCUUCCUGCCUCUGGUGGCAUGGCAGACAUCUGGAGCUGCAAGCCCUUUAUGUUGCUUUGGCUGGGAAUGUUCGGCCUUGAGAGCACUCUGUGCAGUGAGGCUCAGAACAUGAACUGGCUCAUCGCCGCACGCAUCCAAGGAGUGGGUGGCGGCGGCAUCUUAUCGGUGUCGAGCAUCAUCAUUUUGGACUUGGUUCCACUGAGAGAGCGUGCAACGUACAAUGGCUUGAUUGGCAUGACAUGGGGAGUGGCAGCUGCGAUAGGACCGAUCAUAGGCGGAGCACUGGCACAACACUCCGCAUGGCGCUGGUUGUUCUACUUGAACUUGCCUAUCACCGGCGUUGCCACACUGCUCAUAGCCGCCUUCCUCCGAGUUUGGACACCAGGCGGCUUGUUCUCGGAGAAGCUAUCUCGCAUGGAUUGGAUAGGAAAUGUGCUCAUCAUUGGGAGUUCCAGUUUGAUUGUGAUUAGCCUGACAUGGGGCCGUGUCAAGUUUAGCUGGAGCUCGGCAUAA
Messenger RNA from Phanerochaete carnosa HHB-10118-sp, 735 nucleotides. RefSeq lists its product as uncharacterized. The coding region runs from base 1 to 735 and encodes 244 amino acids. Gene Ontology annotation, molecular function: transmembrane transporter activity. The record is from RefSeq and is a predicted model, not a curated record. Gene Ontology annotation, biological process: transmembrane transport. Lineage: Eukaryota; Fungi; Basidiomycota; Agaricomycetes; Polyporales; Phanerochaetaceae. The transcript is spliced from 7 exons.